AUGAUGAAAACAAAUAUUAACUCUCUAUUAAAAUCUGAGGAAGAAAAAGAGCAAGGCAAUAUUUUAUUCAAACAAGGUGACUAUGAGUUAUCUAUUUUCCAUUACACUCGAAGCAUAAACUAUGUACCAACAUCAUCUAUUCUGUAUACCAAUAGAUCUUUGGCAUAUUAUAAAAUUGGAGCGUAUGAGAAAAGUUUGAAUGAUGCGAUAAAAGCCAAGGAGCUCGAUCCAAACAAUUUGAAAAGCUAUUACAGAAUAUGCGAAGCAUAUAAGGCUUUGGAAGAUUUUGAAAAUUUUGAAAAAUAUACAAAAAUAUAUAAUAAUAAAAAAAAUUCUAUACAAAACGAAAAGAAUAAUGAAAAUGAAAAAAACAACGAUAAAGAAACGAACCUUGAUAAGUUUCAUUCAGAAUAUAUUAAAAAUAAAAUAAAUGAUAAAAAUUAUGAACACCAAAAAGUUAUUAGAAAUAUAAAAAAAAGUUCAGAAUUAAUAAAUUUGUGUCAAAAAGAUGAAAAAGAAAACUUUUUAUUUUUUAAUACCCCACAAAUAGAAAAUAAAAAAACAAAUAUAUCUUUUGAAAAAAAAGAAUAUAAACAAAAUUUUUUAAUUGAAGAAAUAUAUGAUUUUAAAAGUCCUGAAAAAGAAAUAAAAAAUAAAAAUAAUGAUAUAUCUAUAAAUAAUAAUUCGAAAAAAAAAACAAGCAAGUUAAGCUAUAUAGACAUUUACAACGACAUAAUAUAUUUUACAACAAAAUUUACAGAUUUAUUUUUAGAUAAUACAUUACUAUCAGUUUAUAUCCAAAAAGAAAAUAUAAAAACAAAAAACAAUUUCAGGGAACAUGAUUUAAAAAAAUUGAAAGAAAAAGCAGACAUGCUUUUUUCUCAAAAGAAAUAUCUACCCUCCAUUGAUAUCUAUAACGAUGUACUCCAAUCUUUAGAGUCUGAAAAGGGAAUAUACUACUGUACAGUUCUAAAUAACAGAAGUGUCUGUUUCGUUGAAAUGAAAAAAACCCGAAGUGCUCUUUGCGAUAUAUGUAAGACUUUGAAUAUUCUUUUUUCUUUUUUUGAGCAACACAAGGAAAGAAUAAAAAAUGGCGAAAAAAAUGGCGAAAAAAAUGGCGAAAAAAAUGACGAAAAAAAUGACGAAAAAAAUGACGAAAAAUUAUUUUAUCAGAUUGAUAUAGAUAUUUAUAAUGAUAUAAAUGGGAUAUAUUACCAGGCUCACAAAAUAUUAAUAAAGUUAUUAUUUAGAUAUAUAAAAUUUUCGCAUUUUUAUAGUAGCAAAUUUAAGCUUCCUUCAAUCGAUCAGGUUUCUAUAUUUAUUAACAUGAAGGGAAUGGAAUAUUUAGAUCGUAAAGAAGUUGAAAAAUUAAAGGACACUGUUUAUUCAAAAUUAUGA
Molecule: messenger RNA, 1398 nt
Organism: Plasmodium yoelii
Lineage: Eukaryota; Apicomplexa; Aconoidasida; Haemosporida; Plasmodiidae
Product: tetratricopeptide repeat protein, putative
Exons: 5
Coding region: 1-1398 (465 amino acids)
Molecular function (GO): Hsp90 protein binding
Source: RefSeq, a predicted model, not a curated record